Messenger RNA from Protopolystoma xenopodis, 267 nucleotides. The record is from the annotation of a GenBank genome assembly. NCBI's taxonomy places the organism in Eukaryota, Metazoa, Platyhelminthes, Monogenea, Polystomatidea, Polystomatidae.
AUGAUCAGGUUCUGGUUAGCGCUUCAUCCAGAAUUUCAGGACCUCUUUAAAGCCUUCAGACGUCGGUUAGAAUACCAGCAAGCUGAGGAUUCUUCAUCGGGUGAAGAAAUAAACCAACCAGUACCUUCAUCUGUAGAAGAAACGAUCAAACCUGAGCCAGGGAUUAUGGGAACCCGUUUUAACGAUGAUCAAAGUCAAGAUUGGUUUCACGAAUUUCAACAGCGUUACUCGAGAUAUAAAGGAUUUCAGGGCUCUGUAAGUGAAUGA